Molecule: messenger RNA, 1692 nt
Organism: Hyla sarda
Lineage: Eukaryota; Metazoa; Chordata; Amphibia; Anura; Hylidae
Gene: SCRG1
Product: stimulator of chondrogenesis 1
Exons: 4
Coding region: 527-817 (96 amino acids)
Source: RefSeq, a predicted model, not a curated record
GGAGAAGCCCGGGCCCCCAGCUCUGGAGUCUGGGCUGCUGUAGAGGGCAUCUAAGGAGAGAGAGGCCUGCAGCAGCAAGUGCCGUGAAUGGUGGAUGUGAGGAUGAUCGAAAUAAAGUACUAACAAACUACCGGUACUCUAUUUUCCCUAUGAAUCAGUUGCCCUCAUUGGAAUAUCUAUAAAGAAGGCUUGUGUUAAGGUCUGGAAGUAAAAUGAUCAUGGAUGUCCUAGGUAUUGGACAUGGCUGAAGAAGCCUGUUAUUCCCAGUUUCUCUGGCCAAUGCUGGCAAGAAGUGAGAAGUUGUCACUGCAGAAGAAACAAAGCUACGUUUAUGCUUCUUGCUCAGUCAAGUCAGCCCACUCCCCCAGCCCAGCAUUUCUUUUGGCCCCAUCACUAGCACUGUACCUCAUUCUGCACACAGUAACGCAGCACUGAUCUACUAAGAGGUCUACACGACAUCCAGAAAGUUCACAGCAGGUACAGGUGGAAAACCUCCAAUAAAGUAUAUAUUGUCCACCAUAUAACUAUGAAGGCUGUCCAAGUAGCACUGCUUUUAUUUGCUGUGUGGGAAAUAAGUGCCACCCCCACUGGUCGCCUCUCCUGUUAUAAGAAGAUUUUAAAGGACCGAAAUUGUCACAAUAUUCCUGAGGGAAUAAAAGAUCUUUUUCCUCUAAAUAGGAACCUCCAGGACCAUUUUUGGGAGGAAAGAGAAUGUGAAAUGGUCUGUUACUGCAAUUUUAAUGAACUGCUCUGCUGUCCAAAAGACAUCUUCUUUGGGCCGAAGAUUUCCUUUGUGAUUCCUUGUAACACCCAUUGAUAAACAAAGCCACAUUGUGUCAGAGACAGACAAUGACGGACACAGGAAUUGGAAAGAUUUCAAUGUGAAAUACCUCUGCAUUCAUUACCCCUUUCUUACACCCCCUUCUUCCUUUACCAAAAGUUCCCUCUCUUCCUAGAUGUUAAUGUUGACAUCAAUGAGAUUUUCUAAGGCAGAUAGCCCAUAGGUAUAUUGUACAAUCCAUGUUUAGCAUUUGAGAAUUUUGAUUCAACAUAAUAAUAAAAAAAAAAAAUAAAAAAAAAAACGUCAUUUGUUUAGUAAGAAAAGGGUGACAUUUAGGAAAACAUUGCUAGAGAAUGUUAUUCUCCUACAAAAUUCGAUAAUUACUUUCUCUAAAGUCCCAAAUUGUGUUAUCAGUUAAUUAAAAAAGAAAAUAACCAAAAACAGGGAUGUAUAUAACUGCUAAUAGCCACACUCAACAUCUGGCAUAGUAAAUAACAUGCAUGUAUAUCCUCUACAUGAGUGGCUCGGGAUAUGCUAAAUGGAGGAAAAUAUAUUUUUCUAAUGACGUACACUUUGUGUGUAUAGAAAGCUUAAAGGGGUACUCCGGCGCUAAGACAUCUUAUCCCCUAUCUUAUCUUGUCACGCCCCCUACCAAAGGUUUGCAUUGAGGGGGCGCAGCGUGACAUCACACGGGGGUGGAACCGUGACGUCACAAUACUCCGGCCCCGUGAUCAGCAGUCAUCAGACCUGGAGCGAACAUGGUAAAGGGGUGCUGCGUGAAAGAUCAUGGGGGUCCCCCUUUGGAUAGGGGAUAAGGUGUCUUAGCGCCGGAGUACCCCUUUAAAUGGGCACUGUCAGAUACAAAAACUUUUUAUACGUUGUACAUCUUGGCAAUGUGUCAUUAAAGGAGU